CCAGCCAAUAACAUUUGUUUCUACGGCGAGUGCUCCUACUACUGCUCUACUGAGCAUGCUCUGUGUGGGAAGCCAGACCAGAUCGAGGGUUCUCUGGCUGCCUUCCUGCCAGACCUGGCCCUGGCCAAACGCAAGACCUGGAGGAACCCUUGGAGACGAUCCUACCACAAACGCAAGAAAGCAGAGUGGGAGGUGGACCCAGACUACUGUGACGAGGUGAAGCAGACUCCUCCCUAUGACCGUGGUUCUCGUCUGCUGGACAUCAUGGACAUGACCAUCUUUGACUUCCUCAUGGGUAACAUGGACCGGCACCAUUACGAGACUUUUGACAAGUUUGGAAACGAGACCUUCAUCAUCCAUCUGGACAAUGGAAGAGGGUUUGGGAAACACUCCCACGACGAGCUCUCCAUCCUGGUGCCGCUGAGCCAAUGCUGCAGAGUGAGGAAGUCGACCCACUUGCGUCUGCAGCUGCUCGCCAAGGAGGAGUACCAGCUGAGCCGUCUGAUGGAGGAGUCCCUGCUGCGUGACCGCCUCCACCCCGUCCUCAUCCAGCCCCACCUGGAGGCCAUGGACCGGAGGCUGCGCCUGGUGCUCCAGGUCCUGGCUGUCUGCGUGGAGAAGGAGGGCUACAGUAACGUGGUGGAGGUGGACGACCACCACUGGGCCAGAGAAGCCAGAGGGGGCAGGGACACAGCCACCCACAGGAACCCAGGGCACAGGUAGUGAGGCCUGGCUAGGAAGAGAGGGAGAUGGGGGUGGAGGGGUGGUACCCCUGGUUCUCCUGCUUCUCCCCAUCCUGGACCUCCAAAGAAACUACCGUUGAUGGUGAACCAACCAUGGGUGUCUGGUCUCACGGAGAGACUGACUGGAUCCUGUGCCUGUGCGGGAGCCGCCAUUUUGAAUUCAGUGAAUUCCGAGACUUGCCGUCAAUGCCUCUAUGGAACCUCCCAUGUACGUGUGUUUAUAUAUAGGUACUGUUGGUCCACAGAUACAGCAGUGAGCUGAGGAGAGAAGAGGUCUUUGCUCAGUACCAAUGUUUUAUUACUUCUCUUGGACAUGAUAAAUAGGGACCAUUUUCAUUUUACUUUGUUGGUUUUCUUAUUUUAUUUUUUGGGGGGUUGUUUGAAUGCGAAGGCUAUCAUUGUUUGCUCGGGUUAGCACUAAGCUAGCUACAGUAUAUUUACACAACCAAAUGAGAUUUUACUUUAACAAGUUCAAAUGUGGUUUGAGAUUAAUUUAUGCACAGUAACUGGAGGAAUGGAAUAGAAGGUUUAUAAAGCUUUAAUUUUAAAGAGAGAGUAUGAAAAGAAUAUAGUAUAUUAUUUAUGAUGAAUGUCAGUGUGACCGUUAUUUAUCAGUUGCCUCCAUUUUCAACCCAUCACUAUCUAUGACUUAUAGGCCUCCAUUACUAUGAGACAUUAUACAAGAGGCUGUUUACAGUACAGAAAGUACCUGGUAUUUACUAAGAAAUUACAUGGUAAAAUGGUAAUUGUACAGUAAUAACCCAUUAAUUACUACAUAAAGUACUCAUUUGGUACUUUGGGAUUCAAACAAGCAUUUAAAUAUACACCAUUUUGAUCCAGGUAGUUCCCAAUUGUGGUGAAUUUUAAGCAUAAAGUAUAGUGAAAGCCCCAGCUAGAACUCAGUGAUGCCACAUAGUUUCCUGGUAAGUACCACCUAAAUACCCGUCAAAGCAGUACACCAUUAAAGAAAGUGCUACCGGUUUCCUUUUCAAUAAAGCUUUCAGUUCAACUUAAAUUCAGUGUUCAAAGCCUGGAUGGCAGCAGCUCUCUUAAACAAGGGCUCUUAUUGAAGCACCUCUCAGCAGCCCAGAAGUUGACUAGUGUUGAGUGUCCUGCCCUCCUCCAUUAAUAUUAGAUAUCAUUCAAUCUUUCCAUUUCUUUUCAUCAAAGCCUUCCAUCAAAAUGUGUCACUCGUUCAUGGUUGGCACUUAAGAUAAUUGCUGCCCCGUUUAUUCAGAAAUUCUGCAUUUUUGACUGAGGAACUUCUAAAUCAAUGCUUUGCUGGAAUGGCUGGAAUGAAAACAUGCUGCGUGGUUUACUAGGACAUGUUUUUCAAGGACAUGAGAAUAGCCUUUACAGGAAGUUGUGAUAGAUGAUGACAGUGUGACCGACAAGGCUGAAAUGUUUGUUUUUGCUUAGAUCUCACGUUAACUGAGCCUGUCUGUUCUGGUCUCAGCUGGCAUGGCAGUCCUGGCUUACAGGAUGUGGAUACAAAGGGUACCUCCCAAAUGACAUCCUAACCCCAUAGGGCUCUGGUCAAAAGUAGUGCACUAUAUAUGGAAUUAGGGUGCCAUUUGGGAUUCUUGCAAAUAAUAAUAAUACAGGACUAUGUAAAUACUGCCAUGAGAGAAUAUCAAUCUGACACUAUUCAUUUAAUAGGCCUUCGAGGUCUUGGUAAAAAUCCCCAUGUAUCUGCAUAUCAUGUAACAAAUGAGAGAUUUUUGCUGUUUUUCCCCCAAAAUACAUGAUCUCUUUGCUUUAUCCCCACGUGAGAUUAUUUUAUUACCAACAAUCUCUCACCAGUUUUGCUCACACUUCACGCAGCCUCAAGUUGACGUCAGUAACAGCGAAAUGAUUAUUUGGGAGAAAUAGUCUAGUCUCUAUCCAUGUGGAUGUAAAGAUAGGUUGGAACUGUGAUUACAGUGUAUAGCAGUAUACAAGGCAGAUGCUCUACCCCGUUGUCAUGCCAUUCAUCUUUUAUACCAACUAAAGUUACCAUUACAACACCAAACAAAUGUCAAAUGCAGUUUUCUGUUACAAUCCAGGCUACACAGUCACGCACAAUGUUCCUGUUGUAUUGUUCAAUGCUUUUCCAAAUUAAAAUGAUUUAUUGACGUGUCAUAACAUUUAAACAUGGAUGUGGAAAUAAGGGGUAUGUUCUAAGGUUUUUCUUUUUUGAAACAUUUC
Molecule: messenger RNA, 2930 nt
Organism: Oncorhynchus masou masou (cherry salmon)
Lineage: Eukaryota; Metazoa; Chordata; Actinopteri; Salmoniformes; Salmonidae
Product: extracellular serine/threonine protein kinase FAM20C-like
Exons: 5
Biological process (GO): enamel mineralization; protein phosphorylation
Cellular component (GO): Golgi apparatus
Molecular function (GO): protein serine/threonine kinase activity
Source: RefSeq, a predicted model, not a curated record